Messenger RNA from Lodderomyces jiufengensis, 483 nucleotides. RefSeq names its product Pga26p (gene PGA26). The transcript has a single exon. The record is from RefSeq and is a predicted model, not a curated record. Bases 1 to 483 code for a protein of 160 amino acids. NCBI's taxonomy places the organism in Eukaryota, Fungi, Ascomycota, Pichiomycetes, Serinales, Debaryomycetaceae.
AUGCAAUUCAAAAAUUUAGCUAUCACUUCAAUCUUAGCCUCAUUAGCUUCAGCUCAAGCUUAUUCAAACGGAACCAUUGUCACAGAACUCAGAACCGUCACUGAAUAUACUACUUAUUGUCCAGAGCCUACAACCUUGACUAUCACCGUAUGUGAAGAAAGUUCAAUUUGUACCGCAUCUACCAUAAAAGUAUUGGAACCUCAAACAGUCACCAUCACUGAACCUUGUAUCAUUCCAACUACAUACUUAACAACUUUCGAAGACUUGACUACAACCGUCACUUUGACUUGUGAUAGCUGUAGUUCAGUUCCAGCUGAAGAAACAGAGCCUGUUGAUGAACCUGUUGUUCCACAACCAACCUUAUCAGAAUCAGUUGCUCCAGCUCCAGUUCCAUCAAGUGUUUCAGAAUGGGAAGGUGCUGCUGCUCAAAAUGUUGCUGGUGUUGCUGCUGGGUUAAUUGCUGUUGUUGCUGCUUUCUUAUAA